Messenger RNA from Magallana angulata, 5274 nucleotides. RefSeq lists its product as uncharacterized. NCBI's taxonomy places the organism in Eukaryota, Metazoa, Mollusca, Bivalvia, Ostreida, Ostreidae. The coding region runs from base 123 to 3599 and encodes 1158 amino acids. Gene Ontology annotation, biological process: negative regulation of phosphorylation. The record is from RefSeq and is a predicted model, not a curated record. Gene Ontology annotation, molecular function: protein phosphatase 2A binding. Gene Ontology annotation, cellular component: endoplasmic reticulum. The transcript is spliced from 11 exons.
UAAUUAAUCGGUAGUCCAAUGAGAUAUCAUAUAAGAAAGGUCUUGCGGUGUAUAUUGGAAGUUGGGGAUAACGAUGCCGAUGGAGCCAUUUGGGACUUAAGGCAAAUACAUGACAAUUAAGAAUGGAUCAAAUUCUUGAAGCAGUUAAAAAACUAAGUAUUGACGACCUUAAAAUAAAACUGACUGAUUUUGGAGUAAAUGUAGGUCCAAUUUUACCAACUACUAAGUUAAUCUUUCAAAAAAAGCUUGCGAAGAAACUAUAUGAACAGCAACAACCUGUAUGCGAUGCUGCAGAGGGAACUCAAAGUGAAACUGAUGUCAAAGAAUUGCAUACUGAAGCAGAUUCCACGAAGACAAGUGAACAUGCUUGUAAAAUUGAACCUGCUGAAGUUUCUCAGACUCGAGAAGACUUAUCGGUAGCAGAAGUGACUGUGUAUUAUGGUGUUUGUCCGCCCCUUAAUGUUGGUAUCAACUCGGAUGAAACAGAAGAUCAAACUUUUGUUUUUACGGACAAAAAACUGGCAUUGCAAACUGUGAAGAAAUUUUCUGGAGCUAGGUUCAAAUGCUUCAAAACAAAGGAAGAUGCUGAAAAGUUUUCCAAUUCGUCACCAGAUGAUAUUGCUUCCCCAUGGAAACCUACAACUAAAAAUGGAAAUGGAGCCAUUGCUACGCUGGGAACUGGAGUAUCAGUGGAGAGCAGUCCUUUUAAGGGUCCCAAACCACAGGAACUCACUAAUCUAAGGAAAGCCAUUGAGACAGGAGAUGUAGUAACUGUGGAAUCGUUAGUGUGGGAUAAUCCAAGAUUUCUGGUUAGCAGUGGAGAUACACCCGUUAUAUUACAGGAGGGUCCCAGAUACAAUGCCUUACACGUUGCAGCUCGCAGCAACCAAGCCGGAAUUUGUCAGCUUCUGUUAGAUACCCUGGAAGAUCCCAGUUUUAUUGACAAGUUGUAUGGUCACACAAAUGAAACAGAUAGCACCAGAAGCAAUAGAAUUAAUUUUAUCGUAGACCUCUACAUCAACACACCAGACAAAGCGGGUUGUGAAGUCCCUUUACAUUUUGCUUGUAAACAUGGUUUUGCGGAAGUUGUGGCUGUGCUGAUAUCUCAUCCCAAAACUGACAAGUCUGUGAGGAAUAAGUACAAUGAAACUCCUAAGGAGAUUAUCUGCAGUAGAGUACAAAAUGCAACUGCUGAUCUUAAAGCUGAAAUAAGAGAACUUAUGGAAGGCCAGUACUUUGUUCCAUUACUGAGAUCUGAGGACAACUCCUCCCAGCCAUUCAUUGGCACCCCCUGGUCCCCGGAGAGUUCCCGGUGUGGGGUCAAUGUACCACCCAUGUCCUGGAGUCCCAGAGAUCCACUGAUGGCCGUCAAAGCAUGUGCCGGACCCAUGACUCCAUCUAAAGCGGAUUUGUUUCACAAGAGGUGGAAUACUCCCCCAUCUAACAGUCCAAAAGAUGUCAAGCGCAAGUUUUAUUCCACCAAAAGAGAAGACAGUGAAAAAGGCCUAGAAAGGAUAGGAAGGGAACUGGCCCAUGACAUGGGAAUUCCGUGGGUGGAGUACUGGGAUUUUCUACAGACCUACACAGACAUGACUUCAGAUGAUGGUCUUGACCUUCUAGAGGAAUACCUUCAGAAGCAGAGCUUGGCCCUCUGUAUAGAGGAAGCUUUGGGGAAGUUAGAUUUACUCUCCAACAGUUUUCAUUCAUUCAAAUACAACCAGAUGGACAUGUCAGUCAAUCAGAGUAAAGAUGGCAUUGGAAGCAUCAAUGGGUCUUGGCUAAUGUCUCCUUUAACUGACAUUGAGGAAUCCAUCCAUGAACAUGAAUUUGUGGACAUUGAUAAAUACCUGCAUGGCAAUAUUAUGGAUCAGGUGAAGUGCCGCGCCUCUAAUGGCACAGUGCCAAGCACAGAAGCCAUGAAAAAAUCAGUCCGACUGGAUGAAUCUUUUACUACACCAAAGAAGAACAUCUAUGAAUAUGGGAGAAUGAAUCAGUCCAUGGAGUGGUCCAUGGACAGCAGUGACUGGUCACAAGAGAGCUUUACAGGUAUCCUGACUCCCAUGUCUUGUCUGUCUGCUCUGUUCUCCAAGCUUUCCCUCCUUGACAGGUCACGAAGACAAAGUAGGCUGUCUGGAUCACCUGGAUGUUUGAGUAUUUCCUGCAUGGGGGCUGGUUAUCCUGGACGUGUUAAGUCUACAUUGCGUGAGCGUAAUAAAAUGGAGGCAUCGGAUGUUCAUUGUAAUGGCAGUGUUGUGCAUGACACUGGGGAUAAAACUCAAGACAGUGAGCGUACUUACAUCAGGGAAGCUAAAUUUCGGCCUGAUAAUAAUAAUUGUGAUGAUCUGAAGAACAGCAACACUAAAGAACAGAAACAAAACACGGAUGGUUAUCAGUCUACUGAACUUUUUGUAGUAGAUGACAACCUGAAUACUGUAGGUAGUAGGACUGAUGAGCAGCUUGAUAGUCCAAUAGUGAUGGACAAUGCAGGCACUGUACAAAAUCAUAUCACCGAAGAUAGGAAUUGGAGGGAGGAAACUCAGACUUCAAGCACCUCUUCUUGUGAGGAGGAACCUCAUGUAGUUGAAAGUUGUCAGACGGAUGAAAUUGUUCAAACAAAAAUUCAGAGGAAGCCAGAUGACCAGGUAGAUGACCUUGUGAAUCAAUUCAAUGAUAAAGUCAUCCUCGACACAUCUGUAGACUCAAACAAAGACAGUGCAAGUGUAAAGUCAGAUAAAGAACUUCAAACUCCGAGGAAGAGGUUGACAUUUUCUGAGGACACCACUGAGGAUAAAAUGGAGAGCUCCGUGGAGAUGGAGGAAACAUGUAAUACAUGUCACCUUGACAUCACCCUCCAGUUAGAUAAAGACAGGGUUCCAAGUUUUGAGUUCCAAUCCAUGUUUGAAAUGCUGACUGAGAGAAAAGUUUUAGAAAAUCAAAAGCCUGGUCCAAAGAAGCGUGUGAUAUAUAGUCGAGACAUUAUUUUAGACCUUGCUGGAAAGAACCUCGAAGAUGUCUCAAGUGUGGUACUUAAUGUAGCCAUUGUCCCUCCUAAUUCAACAGUAGCAGAAAUGACGAUCUUCUCUAACAUUCCCUUCUUCGUGAUACGUGGCAGUCAGUUCAAACCUGGCAACACUUUUCCUAGUCAACUUCCCGCCAUGGUGGAUGUCGUUUUCAAUUUUGUGAAAGAUUCAGUGACAUCAGCUUUGGCUGUUGCAAAUAAAUCAAGAGGAAAAAUUUAUUUUAUCAGCGGGUACCAGCCAAGCAAAACAGACCUAGAUGUGUACAGAGCAGUUCAAGGGAAGGAAGUGGGGAAGGAAAACUAUCCACUUGUUCAUAGGUGGAGAGCAUUGGUAUCCUCAAGAAUGGCCAAUCCCAAUUGCUGUUGGCCAAGCCCUGCACGUUCCCGAUUUCAGGGCAAUUUGUCCGCCAGUUUUCCUCAAGUUUCCUCCCCUCACAAGGCCCCCGAGAGUCCUGUGGUAUUUUACAGGAGUCCAGUCCCACGAAGCACUCCAACAAGACAGAAAAUGUCUGCUACUUGGUCCAUGCCAAACAUUAAGGCACAGUUAUUCCCACGGUCUCCAUUAGCAGAACGGAAAUGAAAAUUGCAGUUAUGUGGAAAUUAUUUUGACCUUUGAACAGUUUUCAUUUUUGUGAAGGAGAUGUAAACUGAACUAUUUUAUGUACCUACAGACAGUUUGUUGUUUUUUUGGGGUACAAUUGUUGCAAGAAGAACAGUUAUUAUUUUAAUAACUAUUAGUUACUAUUUUAUAUACCUAAGGACGGUUUGUUUUUCUUUGGGUACAACUGUUGCAAGAAGAAAACAUUCAUAUUCAUUUCACAAAUUCAACAAAAUGUUCCAGUUUAUGAACAGUUUAUAUUCAAGACAUAUAUGUGUAACAUUGUAGUAGCAAGGUAAACUACAGCAAUUAAAAUAGUCUACAUGUGUUGUACAUGUAUCUGUACAGUACAUUUGUAAGAAUGUUUUUUUAAAAAGCUUUUAAUGUGAUUGUGUUAUUUCUGUGAUAAAGUGCAGUUUUUACAAAAAGAUGUAUUUGCAGUACUAAAAUGUCAAUAAGAAAGGAGGUCAAUACAUGUAAUACAUACUGUAAAUAUAUUUCCUGUAGAUUAAAAUUACAAUAAUCCAUGUUGUAAAUUUUUGUAUGCAUACUGCUGGUUCAAUAACUUUUCACAUACCUGAUGAUACACUCCUUAUAUUGUGCGCCUUGUCAUUUUUUUUUUUUUACCUUUUAAUUAUGAAUUUUUUUUAUCUUGUGUUACAUUGCAUUUAUUUUAUCGAAUAUCACAGUCUAUUUAGUCUUGUUAUCGUGAACGUUGCAGGAUAACCUCCUCGGUCUCAAAAUGUUGUUUGAAAUAUUAAAGUCUCGGCUUUUAUAUUUCAAAACAACAUUUCUCGACCUCGGAGGUUAUUCUGCAACAUUCACAAUAACUCGUACUUUAUUUCUUAAAUCAUUAUCAAGAUUAAGAGGGAGAAAAAUAUUAAGUUUCUUGGUCACCACCAUAAUAUGGUAUAACUUAAACACAUUUUAAGUUACUUGUUAUGAUUCUCAUAGCUAUUUUCAAAUAAUUUUCCAUACAAACUAAUUUCAUCCACGAUUUCUUGGGUUAAUUCAGCCAACAUUUUAUGCAAACACAUCAAACUUCAGAAAAAUUAGUGAAAAAAAUGUAUAUAUAUGCAGACGACAGAAUUUUUCUUUGGAUUUUUAAUACUCUUCACUUAUUUAUAAAAAAUCUUUGAAUCAUAUUCCUAAUAUUUUAAGGGCAAUUUAAUAUGAUUAUUACGACUACACUUAUAUAUUUCAUGUAAAAGCACGCAUUGAAAAUGUGCUAGGGAGGUCCUAGGAACAGCCGCGUUGAUAUCUUAAAAAUAAGCAUUUGAGGCAAUACAUCGUUUUGACUGGAACUAACACAUGGAAUUGACAUGGUUUUAAACUUUUUAUGAUUUGAAGUUGUACUUUCAUGAUCAGUGCGAGACAAAUAGGUAUUUCUGAUCUGAUACUUUACUGAUGACGUUUGUGGUAUAUUGGAGAAUAAUGUCCGCGGCAUCUCUUCGAUUUCGGCAAUAACUGUAGUAGAAUUGUGUAUACACCUCCAUUUUUUUCAGUUAUUUAUAAAGGAGUGUAUCCUUUUUUUAUAGCUGUUUUAAUUUGCCACAUUUGUGUUCAUUUCCAAUUGAGAAAGAUUUGUAAUUAUUUUAUUUUAUUUUUUAUAUGUUGACAAUGAGUAAAUGUUGCAGUAUAAAUAAUGGAAAAUAUA